Messenger RNA from Prorocentrum cordatum, 1192 nucleotides. NCBI's taxonomy places the organism in Eukaryota, Dinophyceae, Prorocentrales, Prorocentraceae. The record is from the annotation of a GenBank genome assembly.
GACGACGCCGCCGCUGCUGGCGCGCGCGACGGUGCUGGGGCCCCUGGCGCGGUGGCUUUCGCGGUCGACGUCCUGGACGCUGGCCGCCAUCGCCCGCCCGCCGCCGCCGCCGCCAGCAAGGGCGCCGCGGCCGGCGAGGGCCGCGCCGCGCGAAGGGCGGGCGCGGCGCCAGCCAGGCCGCUAGCGCCGCCCCAGCGGGCGCGGGCGCUGACGAGUCGGGCCUUUGACCAGAGUUUUGACGGCUACGACAGUUUGGACAAGUCUGGCUCUCUCCAGUCUGUGGCUCGCGAGGUCUCCUCCGCUGCCCAGGCCGACGCCCCGGCGCCCGCGGCCCCCGCUGCGCGCCAGGACGACGCCGCCGCUGCUGGCGCGCGCGACGGUGCUGGGGCCCCUGGCGCGGUGGCUUUCGCGGUCGACGUCCCGGGCGCUGGCCGCCAUCGUCCGCCCGCCGCCGCCGCCGCCAGCAAGGGCGCCGCGGCCGGCGAGGGCCGCGCCGUGCGAAGGGCGGGCGCGGCGCCGGCCGGGCCGCUAGCGCCGCCCCAGCGGGCGCGGGCGCUGACGAGUCGGGCCUUUGACCAGAGCUCGGGCCGUGGCAGUUUUGACGGCUACGACAGUUUGGACAAGUCUGGAGCGCGCGACGAGGUCGCCUCCGUGGCAUGGGCGCUGCAGGACACGGUAUCCAGUGGGACGUGGACUCGCCGCAUUCAAUUGGGUGAGUAUAAGUUCGAGGAUGCGGACCUUGAUGGACGCGCUGUGCUCGAGACGAUGGAGAGGGGCCUCACGAACGCUACGGAGCUCGACGGCCGCCGCUGGCGCCAGAACUGCGCGCCGCACGUCGCGCGCCACCUCGAGCACCCGCGCUUCAGCGUGCUGGUCGGGGAGCGGGCCCAGCGCGACGGGCGCGCCAACGCCGGCGCGGCGCGCGUCGACCUCGCCAUCGACAUCUGCGCGGCCGCCUUCCGCCGUCGACGUGCAGCACGUGAAAGGCACGUUCAACGGCUGCAGCGCAUGCGCGCGGACGACCCUGGGGCGCGGCUCCGCGAGCUCCCCGAGCACAUAUUGGCGCUGCAGCGGGGGGCCGAUGCCUUUGACAACGGCCAAGGCACCGCGCGGGCCUCUCAGGACGACGCCAUCCCCAUCGAUCUGGAGCUGCCCCUCCCCUACCUCGUGCCUGCCCACCUGCAGCCCGCAG